Astrephomene gubernaculifera is the source of this 7593-nucleotide messenger RNA. The record is from the annotation of a GenBank genome assembly. Lineage: Eukaryota; Viridiplantae; Chlorophyta; Chlorophyceae; Chlamydomonadales; Astrephomenaceae.
CGCCACCCCCUGUCCGGCCACUGGCUGGCCCUGGCGGGUCUGCUGGUGCCGCUGCUGAAGCACUGCGCCAUGCAGGUGGUGGCCAUGGGUGCGCCGCGGGUGUACCUGCAGCACCGGCGGGCGCUGCAUGUGGGCGGGCUGGCGGCGAGGCUGCUGGGGCUGCUCAUGCAGGCCACAAGCGAGUGUGCUACGGUUCGUGCCAAGGCGUACAAGCAGGAGCUGGUGAUCGCGGGAGUGAGCAUGAUGGUGCAGCAGGACGACCCCAAGUCCUUCCUAGCGCAGCUGGGAGUGGCCGCCCUGGCCUGCCUGUGCGGCCACCUAGCUGGGCUGGGACCCGAGGACGACAUGCCCACCGAGGCGCUCAAGUUCAUGGCAACAUACUGCGCCAUGCUGGGACUCAAUACGCUGUACAACACGUUGAUGGGCGCUCCGCCCCCCUGGGCCGGCUCCCGACCCAGGGGUCGCACCGCCGACUCGUACUACGACCCACCAGAUGACGUCACUCACAACACCCAGACGCCCGAUGGCAGCAGCAGCCGAGCCGGCGGGGGCAGUAACGCGGGGUCCCGCGGCGCCACUCCGCGGCUUUCCUUUGAUGGCUCCGUUGGAGGCGGCGGCGGAGGUGGGGGUGCUGGCGGCGGUGGUGGCGGCGGCGGCGGUGGCGGAGGCGGAGGCAGUGGUACGACACAGUGGUACUAUCCGACGUCUACUGUCGGCGGUGGCGGUGGCGGUGGCACCGCAGCCUUCCCUGCAGUCGGCAGUUUGAAAUCCGUGCGCUCCUCAAUCGACCUGGGCGCCUACUCGUUGUUACCUUGCAUGGGAUCGGAGCCGGGUCCUACCACCGCCGCGAGGGCGGCCAACAGGGCGGCUGCUGCGGCCGCCGCCGCCGCUGCUGCCGCCGCCGCGGCAGCAGUAGAUGGCGGAGGUGCCGCCGCCCCAGCAGCAGCUGCCGUACAUGCACCUCCGCCGCUGUCGGUGCGUGUGCACCCGGUGCACUUGGUGAAGCUCUGCGUCAUUCGGGCCUUUGCGCUGGCCUACCUGGCCGCGCACAUCCUGCAGGUGGUCCGCGACAGCCGCAGGCGCGGCGAGCCGCUCACGCGCUACGUCGUGUCCGUACACCUGACGACGAUGAUUUCCGUACUUUACGGCAUUCCGCCGCUACUGGCCCUGGUUUUCCCUUUGGUUUAUGCGCGGUACGGCAGCACUCUAAACGUGGCUACAUGGACCGUACAGCUUGUCAUCCGGGCCAUAGCUCUUAUUGCUGAGCCCUCGGGAGUGCAUGACAUGCACGCCACCCGGUCUUUGUUCUUCAACCUUAUCACAGCAUUGGCCCUAGAUUGCGAACCCGGCGUGUAUGUACGGCUAACGGGUACGAUGGCCGUUGGCUGGGUUGCCGUACAUGUAUACCUGCUUGCCAGCCGCCCCAGCAUCCUAGCGUCGUCAUCAGGUGUCGACCUUGCAAAGCUUCUAGCCCUGUACCCAGUAGCUUGGGCCGUGGCUGUGGCGUUGAACGUCGGCACACGCGUACCGACCGUGCAUUUGGUCGCGACGCUGGGAACCGAGGGCGACGGCGCUGCCGCCGCCGCCGCCGGUCUCGUAGGCGGCGGCGGCAAUGGCACCAUGUCGUACAGCGAGCGACGUUGGCGGCGACGGCGACUGAGUCACGGCCCCGCGGCGCGCUUGGUCGGCAGCAAUGUCGCGACCGGCGAGGACCUGCUGUCCUUUCCACACCAUACUCCACAUCACCACCCGCACACCCUCCACCACGGUCACCACGGCCAUCAUCACCACCACAGCCACCACUCCCAGGGGCCACAGCUGCACCACACCCACCACGGGGGGUACGGCUACACGCAGCACAUGGGGGCCAGCCACCUGGGGCCGCAUGGAGCCGGCGGCGGAGGCGGAGGCCGGUUGUUAAGCCGGGUACGGAGCCAUAACCACCUGUCCAUCAUGGGAGGCGCCAGCAUGGGGCCCACUGCGCUAGCGGCGGCGGCAGGGGGGAUUGAAGGUGGUAGUGCAGGCGGGGUGAAGAGCCCGCGAGGGGACGGUCGCGGCGGUGGCGGCGGCGGCGGUGGUGUUGUUGGCAGCAGCUCGACGUCGAUACGCAAGUUGAACACGAGCGCUAGCUUCGGUUCCGCCGCUGGGUUCAGUCGUCUGUCAACCAUCAGCGACUCGCCGCCGACAUCGCCGUCACCGCCGCCUACGUUGCCGACGCCGCCAUGCAAACCGACGCCGGUGGCUCGGAGCCCUUUCUCGCGGGUUUCAUCCAUGGCGGAGGCUGAGAUGAAGGCGGCUGCGGCAGCGGCAGGUACGGAUGACGAGUCCUCGACAGCUGCCGGCAGUGAGCCGGCAGCUGGCAGCAGUUCACCAGUGGAGCCUGUGAGCCAGCAGACGCAAGGGCUGGCGGGGGCUGCAGCAGCUCCGGAGGCAGACGCGGAGGCGGUGUUAAAGCCUGUAGCCGACGUGCUAACCCGGGGUGGACUAGCCGACGUCAUGGUGAAAGCCGGCCAAGGAAAAAGAGCGCCCGCCAACGCUGUGGUUGCUUCUCCCCAUGCGGAAGUCGUAACUUUGGCAGCGGCGGCCGCUGAGGGAGCAGCAGCAGCAGCAACGGCGGCGGUGGCGGCCAGCUCGCCCGUCGCCAGUCUCGUACAGCAAUCUGAUGACGUGUACGACAGCACAGAGGUAGUCAACGCCCUACUAGAAUCAAUGACGGCGGAGGCGACGGCGACGGCGGUGGGUCCCACAUGGACUGGAUUCGGAAAAGCGGCGACGUCGACGGAGGUGAUGGGGGUGAUGAAGGCGGAGGCUUCCCCGCAGCUGUUGCCUCCCCCUGGAGAGGUGCUGCCUCCACUGCCGGAGGGCUCUUCAGCGGCGGAGCUGAGUGCGGCGUUGGGGUCGGAGGUGGCGGCGGCGGCGGCAGCGGCGACAACAGCGGCAGCGGUAGCGGCGGCGCGGGCUGAGCCUGUGCCGCCUCCGCUGCCGCCGGCCCCGCCACCGCUGCCCCCGCCGCCCGCACCCGCCUGCGACCCAUUGCAGGAGUAUGCCGCCCUGAGCUACUUUAUUCGGCGCCCGGCCGCAUGCAAGGGAGUGGACAUCCGCCGCCGUCUGGAAGCAGCCCUACGCGACCCGCCCGUCCCCUUCUGUCCACCUACCUCCUCUUCCUCUUUCUCCUCCCCUUCCUCCCCUUUCACCGCAGCCUCAACCACCACCACCGCCUCCCCACCAUCACCCUCAAUCCUAUCCUCCUCUAUCUCCCGUUGUUUCAACGGCCUCCGUCUCCUCACCCGCCUCCGCCCCUGCUCGUCCGCACCAAACACCAGCGACGCAUGUUGCAGCAGCACCAGCGAUAACAGCAGCAAGACACCCGAGCAACCGCCCCAGAAGCCACCUCACAAGCCCUCCCCCCGACUGCACCGCCACCGCUACUCCCUACGCGAUCGAGCCGCUGCAGCGCUGCGGCUGCUUGUGAUGCUGCACUCGGCGCUUCCCGUGCUGCGGCUGGGACUCGACCUGCUGACACCUCGAUGCAGAACCCCGAUGGACGCCGCUUCGGCCGCCUGCCUCGACGUCUUCUCCUUCUCCUUCCCUGCCGCCUCCUCCUCCUCCCUCCUGGGACUGGGCUCGCUGGCAUCUCUCCUCACAUCUUCUUCGCCCUCGGCUGUCGCCUCCGCUGCCUCUAACAUGGCCACCGCUGCCGCUGCUACAGCUACUGCUUCCAAUGCCACUGCAGCUGUUAACCUGACUGCUGCUGUGGCUGCUGCCGCCGCCAACCCGCCGCCGUACCUCAGUCGCUCGCUGCUCCUCCACCUAGCCAGCAUGGCAGCAGACGUGUUGUUCAGUGUCCUGCCGUACACCACUCCAGAUCUCUUUGCUAGGUGGCGUGCCGUACUGUGGCCCGCCAUGCUGAUUGCCAAUGAGGAGAUCCGUCUGCUUGUCCUGGAAGGCAUGGGUGUGUGCGUGGGCGGCCCCAGCCGGCCCCUCUACUCCCUCUUCCUGGCCGCUGCGCUGUGGAGGCUGCUGGAGCUGCCCCCGCGCGCCUUCCAGUGGGCCAUGGGGCUGCGGCUGGCCACGCUGAUGCACCACGCGAGCAUGCUGUACGACAUGGAGGCGGGCAACACGGCGGGCUACCUCCAUCCCCUCAUCCGUACUGCCGUGCUCUCCGUGGGUGGCUACGUGGCGACGCAUCUGCUACUCACCCAGGCCGUACCCGCAGCCAACCUCGCCGCAGCCGCCGCAGCGGCGGCAGGCCGUCGGCUGCCCGCAGCGCGGCGGUGGUUGUACGGCAUCUUGGCCACGUCAGACGGUGCCGUACUUUUGGGUUUGGCGGGGCUUGCCGUCAUACACGUGCUGACGAGCAUUGUGGACAUGGACGCGUACCGGGGGUCCGAGGUGGCCCUGGUUUCGGAGCUUGUGGGGCUCGUACAGGAAGUGGUCAUCAGCAGCAGUCAGGGCUACUUCCGUCGCGGCGAGCCGCUGCCCCCCGCUGUGUCGUACAGCCUCAUGCGAGGCCUCUCCGCUGCCGUACUGGUGGCGGCGCUGCGAGCCGUAUACCUGGUAAGUCAGGAGAGCCAGGGCCGUGACGGCGAGUGGUACCGGCAGCACGGGGCAGCCAUGGCGGCGCUGCAUGAGGUGGCGGCGCGGGAGACGGACGCGGAGGAGCUGCUGGGGACGUUGGAGGCGGAGACACGAGACAUGUACAGCCGUUGCUCCGUCUACCUGGCCGUUAUGCCGCAGUACGGCAGACUGCUGAGCAGCAGCUCGUACGGCAAUUGGCAUCCUCCUCCUCGACAACCGCCGUCAAUGGCGGCGGCGUCAGCAACCCCAUUCUCAGCCACCGCCAUGAACCCAAACGCCGGCAUCGUUGGCUCCUCUCCAGUGCUGCUCGUACCGGUACACCAACUGCGGGCGUUACGACCACUGGCGCCGUACGAUGAUGCUGACAUCAGCAACAGCGGCAGCGUUGAUGACGGGUUCGGAGGAGGCGGCGGAGGCGGAGGUACGGCAGCGGCGGUGGCGUGGGAGUGCCUUCGCUCCGUAGCGGCCCAGCUGCGGCCUCAGGAGCUGGUGGUGGCGACGGAUGUGGGGCCGACGUGUGGUGGGGGCAGCACCGGCUCUGCUGCUCUGGACUGGCUCCUCACCGCCUCCUUCGCCUCCAACCUCGCAGUCAUCCCCGUCUCCGGCCUCGGCACCACCGCCUCCUCCUCCUCCGCACCCGCGCCUACCUCCACCUCUGCCUCCGCCAACCCCUCAUCGCACCCACCAUCUGGCCCGCCCCCUCCUCCUCCCCCCUCCUCCGCCUCCUCCCUCGUGGGGGCGCUGCUGGUGCUGAGUCCGGUGCACGGGGAGCUCGAUGCCGCACUGCUGGGGCUGAGUGCUGACGUGGCGCAUGCGCUGGGCGGGGCGCUGCACCUGCGGCACAUGCUGGCGGAGCACCGGGCGGGGGAGGAGAUCCUGUAUGAUGUGCUCCCCUCCAACGUGGCGGGCGCCCUGAUGUCUAUGAAGAUGAAAAUGGACUCCAAGGCCCGCCGAACCUCACCCAGCAACACGGGAGCAGCAGCAGCUACCAUGACACGCACCGGCAGCGGCGGCGCCGCCAGCGGGGGUACCGGCGGCGGCCUAUCCACUGCAUCCACCGCUCGGGCUAGCAUUGGCGGCAGUAACCGGGCCGCCGGCGGGUACCUGUCGAACUCAGCGGGACAAGUGAUGCUGCCGUCAGAGGCCCUAGCCGGCGACCUAACUGCCGGCGGUGGUGGCGGCGGCGGUGACGGCAGCAGCACUUCAGUACGGCCCGCCACGUCCCCCGGUGUGCAUCCCCUGCAGUCACCCCAACAGCCGCUUCACGCUCGGGCAGCUAGUGCCAACGGCCUCGUAGUCAACAGUAGCGUCAGCGGUGUCGGCGGCGGCGGCGGUGGCGGAGGGCAUAGCGUUAGCGUUAGUGCCAGCGGCGGUGACGGUGGCGGCGGCGGCGGCAGUGGCGGCGGUGGCGGCAUGAGCUCAGAUGGGUCGGCUAUUGGCGGCACGGGGGCGUACCUGGGUAGCAUCGGAAGCACGGGAGACAUUGUGUACAAGCAAUGGCACGGAGGCGUGUCGGUGCUAUUCGCUGACAUUGUUGGGUGGACCAGCAUGGCUCAGGAGAUGGAGGCGGAUGACGUCAUGCUGCUGCUGCACGAGCUGUUUUGCAAGUACGAUGCAAUCGCGGAGGAACUGGGCGUGUACAAGGUGGAGACCAUCGGCGACUGCUACAUGGCUGCCUCGGGUCUGCUGGCGGAGGACCCGCACCACGCGGCGGCCCUGGUGGCGUUCGGCAAGGCGAUCAUCCGGGCGGCGGCCUCAGUGGUCAACCCCAUGACGGGCGGGCGCGUGCAGAUCCGUGUGGGGGUGCACAGCGGGCGCGUCAUGAGCGGCAUCGUGGGCCGCCACCGCGCCCGCUACUGCCUGUUCGGCGACACCGUCAACACGGCCAGCCGCAUGGAGAGCACGGGGGUGCCGGGACGUGUGCAGGUUUCCGAGGUGACGUACGACCUGAUGGUUUCGCACCCGACCCUGGCGGCCAGUGCGGCGGAGUUUGAGGCCCGCGGGGAGGUGCCAAUCAAGGGCAAGGGGCUCAUGCGGACGUACCUGUCCGGGGCGAUCCUGGAGCAGCAGGUCUAGUGCGUCAGGUGGCCGGGCUGGGCAGCAGCGUUGGAGGGUUGCGUUGGUCUGGAUAGGGGUCGUGGUUUUAAGGCGAGUAAGGGGUGGUUGGGGGUGAGGAUGACUGGAAGAGUUUUGCUGUAUCUGAAGCUCGAGCCAAUAAAUGUAUCAUGCAGGAUAACGAAGUACAUAUCCCGCGGUACAAUCGUAACGCGCAAAGAGCCCAGAUCUGACUCGCACGUUGCUGUUUUAAUGCGCCAAUGCAAUGUUGGCGUCAUGAACGAAUUGGAUUUUGUUCCUGUUCCGGAAACGUCCGUCGAAAGCUGAAUUGUUAGUCGCUCUUGCAACUGAUCAUUAUACACUCGACUUUCGACCAUGUCCGGAGGGUGACAUUUUGUGCAGGUGUGCCGAACAGUAACGAGCGUUUGUGCAGUCUCCAAUUUGGCAACAGUUCUUUGCUGUUCGAGCCGCCCUUUGUAUCUCUUAGCGCCUUGGUGCUUUAAUACACCUUGAUAAUUGCUCGUGAUUUCGUGGAUCUGUGACACGAUGGGGCCGCGUUCGUGAUUGCGUGCGAGUGUGAGAGCAUGUGGUCAAAAAGGGCCCGACUGAGCUUGGACACUCGUAGGGUUUGCGUAGUGAAGUGCUGUUGCGCACAGCAAUGCUUGGAACUCUACGGCACUUCUUUGCUGGCUAUCAAAGGUCGGACGAGAGCAGUGGAAGGGGCCCAACCCGGGCAUGCAAGGUUGGCGUGACUUAUGCAUGAGGAGACUUUGGGGGAUGGCUUCCCUGUACUAUGAAUGGAACCGAGAGCUUCUUGCAUGGUUACAAAUGACUUUGUCGAAUAUCUGUUAGACGGGCGUGACCCAUGAGUCCUUACCUCAGUGUACGGCAAGGCCUGGGGUGCGGCACCGCUAUGUAAAGUGUGUUGUUAUGCUUAGACUCCACCUCCCAACUCAUAUG